Messenger RNA from Mytilus trossulus (common blue mussel), 1749 nucleotides. RefSeq lists its product as uncharacterized. The coding region runs from base 1 to 1749 and encodes 582 amino acids. The record is from RefSeq and is a predicted model, not a curated record. Lineage: Eukaryota; Metazoa; Mollusca; Bivalvia; Mytilida; Mytilidae. The transcript has 11 exons.
AUGGUGGCAUUUUUGGUGGACACAGUCACACGAAAUAUAGCUAUAGAUAUUACAGAAGUCAUCAUGGGUUCAGCAUUAGUCAUAGCAGAUUUUCUUAUCAUGGUGUUUCUAGCUUAUAUGGUGGCAUUUUUGGUGGACACAGUCACACGAAAUAUAGCUAUAGAUAUUACAGAAGUCAUCAUGGGUUCAGCAUUAGUCAUAGCAGAUUUUCUUAUCAUGGUGUUUGUAAGUUCAUACCAACUGAAAUGUAGCAGCACCCGAUUCUACAGAUUUUGGAGUAAUUGCUAUGAUCACUAUCAUAGUGUAGGAACCUGUUUUGGACGACUUAGAAGACAACAUCUGUUCUAUAGAUAUGUCGGAGGUAGCUCAUAUGGUGGCAGUUUUGGUGGACAUAGUCUCACGAAAUAUAGCUAUAGCUAUUACAGAAGUCAUCAUGGUUUCAGCAUUAGACAUAACCGAUUUUUGUAUCAUGGAGUUUCAUACCGACUGAAGUGUAGCAGCACCCGGUUCUACAGACUUUGGAGUAAUUGCUAUGAUCAUUAUCAUAGUGUAGGAACCUGUUUUGGACGACUUAGAAGACAACAUCUGUUCUAUAGAUACGUAGGAGGUAGCUCAUAUGGUGGCAUUUUUGGUGGACACAGUGUCACGAAAUACAGCUAUAGCUAUUACAGAAGUCAUCAUGGUUUUAGCAUUAGACAUAACAGAUUUUCUUAUCAUGGAGUUUCAUACAGUCUGAAGUGUAGCAGCACCCGGUUCUACAGACUUUGGAGUAAUUGCUAUGAUCAUUAUCAUAGUGUAGGAACCUGUUUUGGACGACUCAGAAGACAACAUCUGUUCUAUAGAUACGGUGCAGGUAGCUUAUAUGGUGGCGUAUUUGGAGUACAUGGUCGCAGGAAAUACAGCUAUGGUUAUUUCAAAAGCCAUUUUGGAUUCCAAAUCAGACAUAACAGAUUUUUGUAUCAUGGAAUUUCAUACCGACUAAAGUGUAGCAGCACCCGAUUCUACAGACUUUGGAGUAACUGCUAUGAUCAUUAUCAUAGUGUAGGAACCUGUUUUGGACGACUUAGAAGACAACAUCUGUUCUAUAAAUACGUUGCAGGUAGUUCAUAUGGUGGUAUUGUUGGUGGAUACGGUCACGGGAGAUAUAGUUAUAGCUAUUACAGAAGUCAUCAUGGAUUCAGCAUCAGACACAACAGAUUUUUGUAUCAUGGAAUUUUUCAACAUGCCAUCGGACUAAAUUUGUUACGUAGACACAGCCAUAUUGCCAAUCAACAUGUGACCAGAAUUAAUCAUGAAGCUAACAAACAUGUUGCAAGGAUAUCACACGUAUCUAAUAAACAUGAACGUAAUAUUGCUUCCCAGGCAGUAAAACAUGUUCACAGAAUUGCAAGCGUGGCCAAUAAACACAUAAAUAGAUUCAAAGCACUUGUAGAUUUCCAUAUAAAUAGACUUCACAAUCACACAAAACAUCACCUUACAACUCUUGAACACCAACAUAAAAGACAUUUACAUGACCGCGAGUAUCAGAACAAAAAGCAUGAGUUGAAGGUCGACUACUUGCACGGAAAACACGAACAUACCAUCAAUAAACUACAUGCCUACCAUGGUAUAUUUGGUGUCGGACACUUAGUGAGUUACUUGGAUUACUACAAGAAAUACCAUGGAUUCAAAAUCAGUCAUAACAGAUUUUCAUACGGUGGAAAAGGUAAGCAAGUUUCGAAGUUUAAGGAGAUAACUAUAGUUUUGUAA